CCGAGUUGGUAUGUGCUAAAUCCCUUUCCCUCUUCCUUGCGAGUGGCCUCCUACGAGAAACGCGGAGGGUCCGGCGGUGUGAUGCAUCUCCUUCUGUUGUGAUACCUCAAAAUCACCAGCGUCUUCCUCCGAGGAGUCACCGCCUGUACCGUCUACGUCCUCCUCUCCUUGAGCCAAGGGAGCCCUUCCCUGGCCGUGGGAGUUAGGGUUGCGACGCAGCGCCAAUGGUGGCCAUGGUGGCGGCGAGUUGGGGCGAACGAGCGGACGGUCUCCUUCAGUCUGCAAGAGCGGCUUGUGAGGUGUCUUCGAAGCUGAAGCAAUUGCGGCAACUCAAGGAGGUUCUUUUGAAUCGCGACACGUCUCUCUUGGCCGAGUUUGUUACACGCCUCGCUGAGCUCCAGAGUGAGCGGGCGAGUCCCAUUCGGAAAUUCCUUGCUGAGAUGAUUGGUGACAUAGGAUCCAAGCAUACAGAUGUUUUGCACGAGAUGCUUCCUUGUUUAAUAUCUUUUCUUGAAGAUGAAACUCCAGCUGUUGCUCGUCAAGCCAUCACCACUGGAACUGCACUGUUUGGCCAUGUGUUAGAGAAGCUUGUAAUUCAGGGUUUAUACUCCAAUGACAUAGAUGUUUCAUUAAAAUCAUCAUGGACAUGGAUGCUACAAUUCAAAACCACAGUAGUCCAUACUGCAUUCCAGUCAGGAAGUGAUGGAGUUAGAUUGCUGGCAGUUAAGUUUGUUGAGACAUUGGUUCUACUUUAUACACCUGAUCCCUAUAUUUCUUCAGAUCCACCUCAAGAAUCUGACUUUGAUGUAGGAUUCAAUAUUUCAUGGCUGAGGGUUGGCCAUGCUCUGCUUAAUGUUGGAGAGCUGGCUGUUGAAGCUAGUCAGAGCUUGGGAUUAUUACUUGAUCAGCUGCGGUUUCCACAAGUGAAAACACUUAGUAAUUCAAUGGUCAUUGUACUAAUCAAAAGUCUCUCAGCUAUAGCAGUGAAAAGGCCUUCCUUUUAUGGACGCAUUUUACCAAUUUUACUUGGUUUGGAUCCAGCAAUUUCAGUUGUUAGUGCACAAGUCCCAGGAUCACACCACGCCCUAAAAAAUGCCUUCAUUGCCUGUUUGAAAUGCACACACUCAAGCGCAGAACCGUGGCGAGCCCGCUUGACUGAAGCCUUAAAAGCCAUUGAUACUGGUGAGUCGAUCGACCAGGCAACUAAAAAGAACUAUAGGGAGUUUUCAAUUAGCACUCAAAACUCAUUACCAGGAAAGGGCGAUAAUUCAUCGAUGCACACAUGUGAUGAGCCAAGUAGUGAUCUUGCAAAUAAGAGGCUUAAUGCUGAAGUGAGCAAUGAUUUGCUGCACGAUGAUGUUACAUCUAGUAAACGAAUUAGGCUGUCAUCUGAUAUGGAACAAGAUCUUCCUGAAGAAUCCUCUAAAUUGUCUGCUGAUCAAGUUGAGGACAAGCUUCCUCUUGUUGAUUCUGUACCUAAUAAGGAUAAGAGCCCAGGACCUGUACAACAACUUGUUGCUAUGUUUGGUGCAUUGGUUUCUCAAGGUGAAAAAGCCGCUGGUUCCCUCGAUAUCCUUACUGCAAGCAUCUCCUCUGACUUGCUAGCAGAAGUAGUUAUUUCUAAUAUGCAGCAUCUCCCUCCAAUAUGUCCUAGUAUGGACAAAGAAGGCAGUUCAUCCUCCAAAAUGGUCUAUUCCUCUGUGUUGCCCACUGUGCAAUUGCCUUCACUUGUUUCAGAUAUUCGUUCAUUAUCAAGUUUGAACCCUCUUCUAGCAUCACUACUAGUGCCACCUUCACUAUCUUGUGAUGUUGAUUUGCAGAAAAAUCAUCAGAAUGAUGAUGAAGAAAUGACUGACAGAACGCAAACAACCUUAGUUGAUGGUAGUGCAACAAUAGCUCCCAGUUUCCCUGCUUCUGUUUUACCACUUCCACAUGUUGCUGAACAUGGCCAUUCAGCUGUUUCAUCAAUAGUGAACUCGGAAAUGGAUGAGAGAAAAAUUCCUGGUGUUGAUUCAACCAAUUCUUCUGAUGAAAUCCAAGAAUCACAUGAUGCUUCUCAUUCUUCCAUCCCUGAAUUGAUUGAAACCAGCCAAGAUCUUAUCACAGGUUUAGGCAACACACUGCCUUCAAAUGUUUUAUCAGCUGAAUCCCUUGUCUCUGAUGUUACAGGAGCCCAGAGUACUGGAGUGAUUAAUCCUGAUACAUGUCAGGCAACUUCUACAUCAUCUAUUGCCACCUCAUUCCAGUAUGUUCUACCAAAAAUGAUAAUUAUGGAUGCAAACCUAACUGAUGAAUCUAAGGAUCAGCUACAAAAGGAGGCAUUUAUCCGUGUACUUGAUGCUUAUAAGCAAGCAGCAGGUUCUGGUGACUCAAUUACUCGCCGUUCACUGCUUGCUCACUUGGGAAUGGAGUUUCCUUUGGAGCUUGAUCCUUGGGGGCUUUUACAGAAACACAUUGUAUCAGACUAUCUGGAGCAUGAGGGGCACGAGUUGACUUUGCAUAUCCUAUACAGGUUACAUCGGGAGACAGAGCAGGAUCAAGACUUUCUUUCAUCUAGAACUGCUGUAUCAAUUUAUGAAACAUUUCUAUUGACUGUGGCAGAAUCUAUCCGUGACAACUUCCCAGCCACAGAUAAAUCACUCAGCAGAUUGCUUGUUGAAGUUCCUUACUUGUCAGAGGGUGUUUUGAAGUUAUUGGAGGGUUUGUGUUCUCCUGACCGAAUUGAGAAACAUGAUAAGGAUUUCCAAAGUGGGGAUCGGGUUACUCAAGGCCUGAGUGCUGUAUGGAAUCUUAUUUUGCUUAGACCUUCUAGUCGAGCCAGAUGCCUCCUUGUUGCUUUGCAAAGUACAGUGCAUCCUACAGAAGAAGUGCGGAUGAAAGCGACACGCUUGGUAGCAAAUAAACUAUUUUCUAUGUCAAGCAUUUCUCAGAAAAUUGAAGACUUUGCUCGUGAAAAACUUCAUUCAGUUAUUGAGGACGUUCCUGUUAUGGUGCACAUGGAGGAUGAAGAAUUGUCUUCUGAGCUGCAAGAGGAGGCUGGCGUCAGAAAGAAAUCUAAUGAGGGGCUUAAAUCUGACAGUGGAGUAAUGUCUACUACCCAACUAGAUCAAAGUGUGAUGUCCUCUCUGACAAUGGAGGCACAACGCUGCAUGUCACUUUAUUUUGCACUUUGUACUAAGAAGCGUUCUCUUCUUCGUGAAAUUUUUGUAAUAUACAAAAGCAUAUCAAAGGCUGCAAAAGAGGCAGUUCGCCUUCAGAUUCCCAUCUUGGUUCGUACUAUUGGGUCUUCUUCUGAGCUCCUCAGAAUAAUCUCAGAUCCACCAGUUGGAAGUGAAAAUCUUCUUAUGCAGGUCUUACAUACAUUAACAGAUGGGAUAGUCCCCUCACAAGAAUUGAUAUCUUCUGUUAAGAAGUUAUAUCACUCAAGAACUAAGGAUGUAGAGAUACUGAUUCCAGUAUUGCCAUUUCUAUUGAAAGAUGAGAUCCUCCCAACUUUUCCCCAGCUUGUCAAUCUUCCCCGUGAGAAAUUUGAAGAUGCCCUCAGUCGUGUGCUUAAGGGGUCCCCAAAAACUGGCCCAUGCCUGACACCUGCUGAAGUUUUAAUCGCCAUUCAUUUGAUAGAUCCUGAAAAGGAUGGGAUACCUCUAAAACAGAUUACUGAUGCAUGCACUGCUUGCUUUAAGCAGCAUAAUAUAUUUACACAACAGGUGUUGGCAAAAGUUCUGAAUCAACUAGUUGAACAAAUACCUCUACCUAUGUUAUUCAUGAGAACUGUCAUUCAAGCAGUAGCUACAUUCCCAUCAUUGAUGGAUUUUGUGAUGGAAAUCUUGUCUCGACUUAUAAACAAGCAGAUAUGGAAGUACCCUAAGUUAUGGGUGGGGUUCUUAAAAUGUGCUAUUCAGAUGAAGCCUCAGUCUUUUUCUGUAUUGCUACAGUUGCCAGCUGCGCAGCUUGAAAAUGCAUUGAAAAAGAAUCCUGUUCUGAAGCCUCCAUUGGUUGAGCAUGCUAACCAGCCAAACAUACGCUCAACUUUGCCCAGGUCAACACUGGUAGUCUUAGGGCUUGUACAAGAUUCACAAGCUUCUAGCCAAGCACAGACCAGCCAGAGUCAGGCUGCAGACACUGGUAGCUCCAAUGCAGAUGCUGCAACAGAAGUAACCCAAGAAUCUACUGCGAUUAGCUCAGGGUAGUUAUGUAUUUUGCAACUGAGUAAAAGAUAUGCAAAAGAAUCUUUUUUGUAAACGUCUGCUUCAUGAUUGACUUUCUACUGACUAUUGGCAAACCAGGCUGCAAGGUGGAGACUAGAAAAAGAAUUAUGCAGAAUUAAAGCAUUAAAAUUAGGUUUUGUUUCUAGUCCUAGUGUACAUCCUGUACUGAUUUCAGCUGGCGGCUGCUUUCGUAUAAAAAAUUUUGGUUCAAGGCUUGCAAUUUGUAUUAAAUGAAAUGAGUAAAUGCAGAGAACGGAGUGGUAUUUUGCGCUUCCUGCAUGAUUCUUGUGUAAUAUACUGGACGUAGUUAAAGAAAGGAUUUUGGUUAUGAAUAUUGUCUUGUGAUUUGCUAUUUUGAGAUUUUUCAGUCUGGGCAAAAAUUAAAAGAGCUGUUUUUUUCCCUUGUUCAUUACAUCAUCAAAGGUGUACUUUUUUUUAAAUUUAUCAUCACAAUGAUAUUUAAUUCAAUGUUUAAAUUAUUAUCCAAUCA
Molecule: messenger RNA, 4698 nt
Organism: Zingiber officinale
Lineage: Eukaryota; Viridiplantae; Streptophyta; Magnoliopsida; Zingiberales; Zingiberaceae
Product: symplekin-like
Exons: 27
Coding region: 225-4190 (1321 amino acids)
Source: RefSeq, a predicted model, not a curated record